AAUUUUCCUCCAGCGGUUAUAUCCAAAGUCAAUGCCAAUCCCACGAUUCUUGCUAACUGAUAUUUAAUUCCUUUUUGCUAAUAUGAGAUUUUCGCGGCCCAACAUUACUCAGUAUAUUUUCGUUAAACUAAGGAACCAUGACGAAAAAUCCAUUUUAAUUUUGUGGACGUCUUUUUUUAACUAUUGAAAUAUUGUUUUUUUUUUUUUUUGAGGGGAGAAAUAUUGUUAUCUUGCUACUUGUCGAUAGUCAAAAGUCACUCAACAUUUUCCUAAUUAUAUAUUGUUCGUAUGAGCCGUCUCCUAUCAACAAAUAAAUCAAUCAUUGAUAAUUUGAUAUGGACUCCUGAACUAAGUCCUAUAAAUUAUGGGAGUGAUUAAGGCGAUUUCGUCCAAGUGGUAACACUAAAGUUGAGGGAAUUAAUUUUCGAAGUUGUUAGGUGGUAACUUAGUCUAAAUUCUUGAAGGAAUAAAAUGUCAGCUCAAACCUCACAAAACCUGAAAUUUCGUCCAGUUGCUAACUUUCAACCUUGCCAUUGGGGUGAUCACUUUCUUAACAUCACCCAUCCCCAUCAUCACGAGGCAGUGCAAGUUCAAAAGGAGCAAGAAGUGAAACAACUUAAAGAGGCAGUGGAGAAGAGACUUCUGGAGACUAAGGGCAAUCCACUUGAGCAAUUAACUUUCAUUGAUGCAAUUGAACGUCUUGGGGUAGCAUAUCACUUCGAAGAGCAGAUUGAAGAAGCUUUGAAGCAAGUAUAUGACAACUUCCAUGACCAAUGUGCCGAGGAUGAUCUUUACCAUGUUUCCACUCGAUUUCGUAUACUUAGACAACAUGGUUUCCUUGUGCCUUGUGAUGUGUUUAACAAGUUCAAGGAUGAAAAAGGAAGCUUUGAGGAGUCCUUGACGAAGGACGUUCCUGGAUUGUUAAGCUUGUAUGAGGCUUCGCAUGUUCGAAUUCAUGAUGACAAGAUCCUGGACGAAGCCCUUGCAUUUUGUACUACUCAUCUCAAUGGUAUGGUUGACCAAUUAAGCCCUCCACUUGCGGAUCAAGUUGCGCAUGCCCUUCACCAGCCUAUGCAUAAGGGAAUGCCGCGAGUAGAGGCUAGGCACUACAUCUCCAUUUAUGAAAAGGAUCCCUCAUGCAACAAGACUUUACUCAAGUUUGCAAAACUAGAUUUCAAUUUGCUUCAAACCUUACACCAGAAGGAGCUCAAAGAUCUAAGAAGGUGGUGGAAAGGACUACAUAUGAAUGCGUCAUUCAGUAGAGACAGGUUGACCGAGGCGUAUUUUUGGAUCGUAGGAGUCUACUAUGAACCCCAAUUUUCUCAGGCUCGAAAAUUAUUUCGAAAAAUCUUCAAGUCAACAUCGCUAAUGGACGAUACAUAUGAUGCAUAUGGAACUAUUGAAGAACUUGAAGUCGUCACUGAGAUGUUUCAAAGGCUUUCAUUUCCUUUGCUAGAGCACUUUGGGAACAAUGGAUUGUGCCAUCGAUUAGAGAAACCAUUUUGCAACCAACAGGCUGCUGGGCACUUGUACAGCGAGAAGAGCAGAGCCACUGGCAGCUAG
Beta vulgaris subsp. vulgaris (sugar beet) is the source of this 1563-nucleotide messenger RNA. RefSeq names its product (-)-drimenol synthase. The transcript has 6 exons. NCBI's taxonomy places the organism in Eukaryota, Viridiplantae, Streptophyta, Magnoliopsida, Caryophyllales, Amaranthaceae. The record is from RefSeq and is a predicted model, not a curated record. Gene Ontology annotation, molecular function: terpene synthase activity; magnesium ion binding. The coding region runs from base 472 to 1563 and encodes 363 amino acids.